UGUGUCUCCAAAUGUUCAUUGUUUGUCCGUCCAUUUAUUUGUCAGCUGCUGCAGUUGAAUUCCUCCCACGCCGCAGAGCUGGACGCUGCACGGACGACACACGGCGAGCUGCAGGACAGACUCCGGUCGGCGACCUCAGAGGUGCUGCAGCUGAGGAGCUCCGUGAUGCAGGUGUCUGCAGAGAGAGACAAACUGAGGGAGCAGUGCAGCCAAAUGGGACAGGCGUUCGAAGCACAAUCAGCAACACUGCACGGCCUCAGGAAUUACAUCGGCCAGCUCGCCCCAGAGAGACAAGAGAAGGAGCAAUUAAACCGAGCCGUGGAGAGACUGAACUCAGAGAAAGCAGAUCUGCAGAUGACGGCUGAACUCUUGACCAUCAGGCUCAAUUCUGUGAAUGAAAUCCUCUCCCUCCAAGAAGAGAGACUGGUGAAGAAGACCCUGACAGAGCCACGUUUGAAGCCUGGAUCUGAAGGCCUUCUUCUGCUGAAGCUCUGGAGAGAGAAAGUCUUUAAGUUGUGUGUUCAGCUUCGUUCAAAGGACGUUGAACUGAGAAGAGAAAAAGACAAACUUCUUUCAAAGUUUACAUCCCUGGAGCAGCAGCUCCAGCAGGAGCAGCACCGGGCCGCCGUGCUCCAACACACCGUGGAUGACAGGAUAGCUGAGCUGGACCUGGAGAGAGUGGAGAAGGAGACAAUGAAACGAGACUUGGCUCAGGCGCACAAAGAAAAUUCUCAGCUGCAGUUACGCUGUGAGAAAUCAGAGGCCGAGGGGAAAAUGCUGACAGAAGCGGUGCACAGAUUCAGGCUGGCGUUUGAAGGCAAAGUGGCGGAAGUGGACGCCGCUCAAACACGACUCAGCACUUUGACCCAGAGGCUGGCGUUCGCUCACAGACGAGUGCAGACGAUUCAAGGUCUGUUAAUGAGACGAGCGGCUCUGCAGGAACUACAUCAGGCCGGGAAAGAGACCGAAAAGACUUCUGACAGGUACGAAAUAAAUCUACACUGAAAUCCUGGAAUCCUGGAAUUGGUUAGACCUCUGGACCACAAACACGAUGUUAAAUAUUUUCUUUAUAUCUGUAGGUGUGAAAUAUGUUUUUUUUAAUAUUCUGUUAUUGAAACACGACUCGUUUCUUCUGACUGUGUACGUUUGAAAAUGAAAAUUUAUGAUGAGGUGCAGGUUUCAUUAAAAAAUGAUUAAAAGUUUUUAAAUGAAAUCCUGAGUCGUUUCAGACGUAGAGAAUCAAUUCUGUUGACAUUUAACUCCAACAGUUAAAGCACUUCCUCUGCAGCUCUUUCAUCAUUGUUGCAGAAUUGUCACUGAUGCAGUUUCCACAGUAACUGAACUUCACACCUCAGUACUGCGGUCAAACACAGACAUAUCUGUUACAGCCUUGUUUGAAGAACAACAUGUAUUGAGUGGUGUAAUCAAUAUUGUUAUGUUUAUACGACGCUACUACUUGGACAGCAUCGGUUUAUCACAAUAAAGCAGCUGUAGUGGUGGUUACACGGGGUAGAAAACUCUGUUCUCUCUCUCUCUCUCUCUUGUUUUUCUCUUUGGUUUCCUCUGCCGUCUCGUCUUCAGGCCCCCGCUGUUGCCGGAAGUGUUGACAUCAAUCAGCUGCUCGCGCACCAAAAAUCUUAUUGGGCCCCGAAGAAGCUAAUUCUUUAUAAAAUGC
Cynoglossus semilaevis (tongue sole) is the source of this 1675-nucleotide messenger RNA. It is a transcript of the gene cchcr1, whose product is annotated as coiled-coil alpha-helical rod protein 1. The transcript has 8 exons. Gene Ontology annotation, cellular component: centriole. Lineage: Eukaryota; Metazoa; Chordata; Actinopteri; Pleuronectiformes; Cynoglossidae. Gene Ontology annotation, biological process: protein export from nucleus; cell differentiation. The record is from RefSeq and is a predicted model, not a curated record. The annotation marks the transcript as partial.